AUGACGACACAGCCACGCCAAGGUGUUGUCAUUGCAGUACAGGUAAACAUUAGGCCUGUCACCAUCUACUGCCGCAACACACUCUUACCACAGCUAGGUACUAGAUUCAAGUGGAUCUUUAUGGUGGAAACUCCUACAAGUGGCAAAUGUGAAAUUGAAGUAGACUACCAAAUCAACCCUCUACCUGGCCCUGCUAGCCAACAGGUACUCAAGGAAGGGAGUGAUGACCAGGCUGUUUUGCCAGGUUCUAGCACAGCCGGUGAGCGCAAGAGAGCUGGCAGACUACGCAAGCUGAUUACCCGAGGCCCCACCAGGUUUGAUGAACACAUAGAGAGUGGGGAGACAGCUGAACCAACCCCAGUGGAACCCAGGACACGAUGGCAGCGAGCAGCAGCAGAGGCCCGUACUACCUCCAGGAUUCAGGGUGAGGAAUUCUUCACAAGGGUGUGGCCGGAGGAGCAACACACACCACCCUCCUCUCCAGGAUUCUCUCUUUGGGAUAUUCUGUCUCCCUCAAAGUCACAAGAAAAGAAAGAUGGAGAGGUACAAGAUGUUGAGGGUGCUGAAGUAGAGAGUUAUACAUUGGUUGGCCCUCACCCAUGCCCUCCUACCCAGUCCACUCCUGCUGUCUAUGUACCCCUUCACCUGCGUCGUGACCACCAGCGGUCUACUCUCUUCCUGCCCUCUGCUCUCCCUAGUGAUCUUCAAAGCAAGCUGGAGGAAGGAUUGAAUGUACGUGACCUGGAAGAAGGUCUGUAUGUUGGGGAGAAGCCAUUCCUCACUCCUGCUAACCGUAACAUUGUGGAAAACCGACUGCUGCGCCAGAAUAAUAGACACUGGUUCUCGGAGACGGGUUCCUUAGAGCGCCUCAACACCCCUAUCAAUGAACAGUUCUAUCACCACCUGCCUCCUCACCUACACGGAACACAGAACAAGGAGCCUCUCACUGUCUUCAUGGGGCCACAACCCAUUGAGAGCCUGCAGGACUGUGAUGAGGGUACUGGUGGUGUGCUGGACUUGGAGUUGUGUGGUCUGCACUUCACCCAUCACCCUCUCUUUUCCCCUGAGCAUGUGUUGGCUGCCCAGCUCACCCAUGACUACAAACUUUACAAACAGAGGGUCAGCCUUGGGGCCACACGCAUCCUACAGGCAAAGUUGGUGGUAUUACGUCAGUCCCUUUCCAAGUUACGGGAGGCUGGAAAUACCACAGAUCAACCCUCACAGCCCUUGCAGCUGCGUCACAAAACAGCAAGAGAGGAGCUGGAUGUGGCAAGGCGACUGGAGAUUUAUCGAAGGGAGGUGAAGGCUUGCCGAGAGGAGGCUAAUGUGGAGGCUGAGAAGGACCGACAAAUCUUAACAGGACUUUUAAGGACAUGGAGAAGUAUUAAGGAUUUACGUCACUCCUCCAGGGUACAUGCUACCUCAAUCAGACUCUUGAUACGAAAGGAGGAGGGAGACCAUGCUGAGGAGGAGGAGCAAAGGAAGGUUGAGCUGGAGGAGGAGGUGAGGGAGGUGUUAGAUGAGAGACAGCAAGAUUAUGAGGCCCAAAGCAAGAGGUACGAGAAGGAGCUGGCUGAGUGGAAGGCUGAACAUAAGAAAAGAAAGGAGGCCAGGAGAAGGCAGGAGGAGCACAGGAAGGCAGCAGAGGAGGGCAGCAUGCCUGAUGCUCAAGGUGAAGAAGCCCUCAUCCAGGUAGCACAAGAUGACACACUCCUGGCAUCUCCUGAGCCACCCCGACCCUCUCGGCCCUCUAAACCUCCACCCAAACAUAAGGUUGAGCUGGAGGUGUUAGAAGUGUUUUCUCAUACCCGUAAGCCACCUGGUGAGCCAGUGGUGAGCCUGGAGCUGACCCAUACACCUCUUCCAGAGCCGCACAACUGUCCUGAUUCAGAGAAAAAGCGCAGACAGGCAGUAGCCAAGAUCCACGUGUGGUUAAGGGUACUGGUCAACAACAAGCUGGUGACCCAGACUCCUUCAACAACCCUAGGAGCUGACUUCACUCUACAUCUUGGCCACACCUUCCGGAUGGCCCUCUCAUCAUGGCCACGCAGUCUGACUGUAGAGGUGGUGGAGGGAGCUUCUCUAAGGCAGACACUGGUGGCCUCUAUCACUUUGCCAAUCCCAGGCUGCACCGCCACCACCAAAGAUGCCCCAGAGGUGGCUCAGUUCAGUGGCAGCCAGGUUGUGAGUCACAGUCAUGCUGGAGUUGGCUGUGGCCAGGUGGGAUCACAGUAUGGGUCAAGCCUUACCACAGGGGAAUUGAAGUAUAAGUUAGGGUGGGCCACUGGUACUGAAGGGGAGGUACUGGCUCCACUUGGACAUCCACCUAUCCAUGCUGCCAUCCUCCAACCUCUUCCACUGCUCUUAGGGUUUGGCAUACAGAUAUUGACUACUUGGGUGGCUGCCUCUGAGGAUGGUGUAACAGAUACACGGCAGUGGCUGCAGGAAGCACGGCUGGAUCCCAAUGAUCCUGCUAAUGCUGCCCUGAUUGCUCACCUGCAGAAGUUAGCAGGUGGCCGUAAUGUGCAUGGUGGGGGCCACUAUCUGGAAUUUGAUAGGAUGGCUGGGUGGGAGGGUGGGCGUGGGGGUGGUGUGAGGCUGCGGGUCCUGGAGCUGCGGGACCAAGGAGAGCCUCUAUACCGUGAUGCCUGCUUGGUGCCUGCAUUGGAGACUCAGGUGUUACGUGACCCUCUGCAGAACUUUGAGAGGCGAACAAGGGAGAUGGAGGAGGAAGCUGAAGCAGUGGUGGCAGUGGGAGAAGAGGGUAGCAAUGGGAAUGGUGGUGCCACUGGAGAUGGGAAGGCUGUAGGAGUGAAGGAAGUGGGUGAGGGAUGGGGCGCAGAGCUGGAGCAACGGUGGGAGCGAGUUGAAGGGUUGCUAGCAUCCCUUCGUCGGCGCCUUCAACUGCGCUACUCCCCAGACAGUGCUGCCCCUGUCCUGGAGGAUUUGGUGCGGGAGGAAAGCAUCCCAGACAUUGGUACCCUUGGCAGUUCCCUGGCAGCGGUGUUCCGUGCUCGCCGACCCCUCAGACCCACACGGCGGCCUCGGGACCGUGUGCGUGGUGCUGCUCUCACAGACCAACGUGUGCAGCUCAUUGUGCAUGUUGCCCGUGCCUUCAAUGUUCCUGUCCGCGAUCCUCAGCAGCAGCAAGACAGCCUUGGUAGUGGUGGUGGUGGUAGUGAUGGCGGUUGUGUGAGGACCAUGGUUGAGGUGACUUUCCAGCGCACCACGCGGAGCACCAGUGUGGCGGAGGGUCCCAACCCAACGUGGAACCAGCAGCUUUCCUUCCCCUUCAGGGCUCCCAACGAUAACUUCUCCCCGGGCAGCCUUCAGCAGGUGCGGGAGGAUGUGUUUCUUCAUCUGUACGACCAGGUGACUCAAGACCUCCUGGAUGACCCCCGUCUCCGCCCCUCCACCCUGCACCAUCGCCUUCACCACCGCUGGCUCGGCUCCCUCACUAUCCCUUUCUCCACCAUCUACUCCAAUGCCAAGAUCGAGGGAACGUUUGCUUUGGAAGAGCCUGUGAUGUUGCUUGGGUACACGAGAGAGCAGCGAGCCUUGCACCUCCCCGCCUCCUCUAGCAGUAGUAACAGCCCGCCCAACACCCCACCUGGACACCAUCCUUCCAGUAGCCUCGCCACCACUCACCUGUCCCUCUACAUCACGCUUGAGCCCUCCCUGCCGCCACCGGAACCCCUCAAGGCGCAGUUCGAAUCCAGUGAGCCGGAGGAGGUGGUGUCGGCGGGGCGGGAGUGGGUGGCGGCCCUCGCUUCCCGCUAUCCCCGCCGCCGCUUCCGAACUCACGUCCUUGACCUCUCGGGUCGUCUAGUGUGCCUCACCCGCUACCUUAGGCCCCUGCCGCCACCCCAGGAGCUCUUAUGCCAGGACUCCGCCGCCACGGUCCGCCGCGUCGCCUGGUUCGUGUCCCUCAUCCCUUCCCUGGCUGAUCUGACCCUGUUUCCCGGCGCGGGGGACAUCUGGGCCAACUCGGAGCAAUUCUUGACUCUCCUGACUGGGGACGAGGAGAUCCAGGACUGGCCAGCGUGCAACCCCCGCCUCACCCUAUCCUUGCCAGACUCCGCCGAGGUGAAGGCGCUGCAGGAGAGACUGGAGCUUAGCCUGCGGGACGCCUUCAUGAAGUGGAGGGGCACUAACAGGACAACUUGGAACAGACAUGCCAUCAAAGUCCUGAGAAAACUGGUAGAGAGAAUGGAGGAGACGCGAACCACGGCCACCACCGCUACACACCACCCCAGCGGCAGCAGCAGCAGCAGCCUCCAGCACCAGCACCAGCACCAGCACCACCCUGAUCACGUCCUCCUUGCUGCUAUCAUGAAGUCCCAUCAGGUAUGCGGGGUGUGCGUGCACCUCGGGUACAGCACAGCGGCGGGCGUGGUAGCGGCCGUGCACGGAACAGGGGUGCACCUGACGCAGGCCCCAGGAGUGGAGUUUGCCCUGGCCCUCCACCUGCAUCCUUAUCCCGGCCAGGUACUCUCCGUGUGGGUGUACGUGGCCGCCCUCAUGCAGCGCUCUUAGCUAGAGGCCGAGGAAUGGAGACCAGGCUUGGUGCACUAACAGGUGGUGGUGUUGGUGGCUGGUGAUGGUGGAGCUUUAGUUGUUUCUUCACUCUCAACUGUUGAAUGUGUGUGUGUGUGUGUGUGUGUGUGUGUGUGUGUGUGUGUGUGUGUGUGUGUGUGUGUGUGUGUGUGUGUGUGUGUGUGUGUGUGUGUGUGUGUGUGUGUGUGUGUGUGUGUGUGUGUGUGUGUGUGUGUGUGUUCUCACCUACAGAUCGAUCUUUAGGGAGUAACUCAGGAGGUUCACAUAGUUUUGGAGGUAAAUUUUUCCCUUACUUGAACAGUGAAGAAGCUUGCGUAUUCCAUUGGUGAGGGAAUGUGCCUGUCAGAUGCAGCCUUAUUUUGAUAAUUUUAAAGAAAAAAAUCCAACAAAUUCCAAUCGCAGGAGUAUAUGCGAUUAAUAGAAAUUCUAGUUAUAUCCGAUUUUCCAAAAGGAAAUAAGCUGCGGAUAUUAGGUUAUUGUCAUUGUGACUCAGGAAAUUGAAGGUUUCCGCAGAUGGAAGGAAGGAGAACACAGGAAUGGUAACAGUUGCUAGUCAAACAGAACGUGUGAUGUUAAAGAGAAGGAAGAAUCUCAAGUUAUAGUCAUGUUACUAAAUAACUGCCAUUAUAUGUGUUAUUACUCGUAGGACCGUCUCCAUAUAAACGUGCUAGUCACUGAGUCAUGUAAGUGUAAAUGAACAAUGAGUAAUAUUAUUACUAUUUGUUCAACUGAUCAUUUUUAUCUAGUUAAGCGUGAAUGAAAACUGAGUACUAUUUAUAUGAUAAUUUGAUUUCAUUAUUAUUGGUAUUAAUAUUCUUAUAGGAGAUAGAUGCCAAGUCACUAGUUGAGCCGUAUCACUCCUUCGUGAACGAUAUGCAUUUACUAUUACACUUCUCUUCUCACUGUGAUGCCUGACAGGAGAGUGGAAAGUUCUAGUUUUAACAGGAUGUAGCAACAGUGCAAACAAAUACGUAAUGAGACUAUAGAUGAAGACAAUGUAAACAUGUAUGGCCUCAUCCUGUCGCUCUCGUUGUGGACUCACGCUGCGCCAUAUCCAAGUUUUGUUGUAGUGUUAGAUUGUAGCAGCCUCAACGUAGAAAGUGUCGCCGAUACCGUAAGAGUAAUACAAGUUGCGUGUGUUUUGGUAGUUCGAUGUGCCUUUUGUGGUGAUGGCGGUGGUGAUGUUAGCGUAGGUGUAGUGUAGGUGGCAAAGGUGUUAGCGGAAUAAUACUGGUUCUUCCAUGUUUGGUGUCAAUAGUAGUGAGAGAGAGAGAGAGAGAGAGAGAGAGAGAGAGAGAGAGAGAGAGAGAGAGAGAGAAUCUGUGUGUGUGUGUGUGUGUGUGUGUGUGUGUGUGUGUGUGUGUGUGUGGCAGUGUAGCAGCUAGCAAUACAUUGUGAAGUGCCUACUGUGGACGUGUUGUGCCUUAGUGAACCAAUAUGUACGUAUCAAUGCCUUCCAGUGGCCUCAUCACCACGUACUCGUCGCUCUUCUCUAUUAUCAUCCUCCAUAGGAUCGAUGUGGCUUCGAAAAGUACAUACUAACUUAUCCUUCCUUCAAUUUGGGUUUGUCUUGUUUGUAUUUAACUUGGAAAUUCUCCUUCAUAAGUCGUCUCUUCCUAUUCAGUUGUUCCAUGCUGUAUUACUGUAAUGACUUUAGUUUGAAAGGAACGGAUAUUCCUUUCUCCGUGUGAAUUGGUUAGUUUUAUUCAGUGAUGUCACUAAUAUGUAAUAUUGAUGGAUUAUGUAUACGUAAGCACAAAACACUCAGAACGUGCCAUUAUAUUGAAAAGUUUUGUAUCACAUAUGUUAAUGUAAGGUUUUGUACAGCGUACUUUUGUAAAAGCAUCGUGCCAUGUUUCAGAGAUGAUGCGCAAUAAAAUGGUGUUUUUAA
Portunus trituberculatus (swimming crab) is the source of this 6448-nucleotide messenger RNA. RefSeq names its product coiled-coil and C2 domain-containing protein 2A-like. Lineage: Eukaryota; Metazoa; Arthropoda; Malacostraca; Decapoda; Portunidae. Gene Ontology annotation, cellular component: ciliary transition zone. Gene Ontology annotation, biological process: protein localization to ciliary transition zone; non-motile cilium assembly. The record is from RefSeq and is a predicted model, not a curated record.